Molecule: messenger RNA, 564 nt
Organism: Mycena indigotica
Lineage: Eukaryota; Fungi; Basidiomycota; Agaricomycetes; Agaricales; Mycenaceae
Exons: 4
Coding region: 1-564 (187 amino acids)
Biological process (GO): positive regulation of DNA-templated transcription
Cellular component (GO): nucleus
Molecular function (GO): transcription coactivator activity; chromatin DNA binding
Source: RefSeq, a predicted model, not a curated record
AUGGCUCUCAACUGGGCAAUGCUGUCCCCCGAAACCCGGGCCCCGGUCCCGCUGCCGAACGAGAUGACAAUAACCAGCGUCGACUCCGGGGUCGAAGUCACCCUCAACAUUCCCGACGCCCCGCCUGCUGGCGGAUCAGGUGGUCUGCGCACACUCAAGGCGGUUGGCAAGGCGUCCGUCACAGACAUGAGAUUCAUAUUCACGAGUGCUACCCCCAACACCACCUUCGAGUCUCUUUCUAUCCCGCUUCCUUCGAUCCUUUCGUCCAAGUUCGAGCAGCCGACGUUUGGCGCCAACUAUCUUUCUCUAGGGAUCAAGCCAUCCACAGACGGUGGUCUUACGGAGGGUACAACCGCUGAAGUGCGCUUCAAGAACACACCCAUGUUCUCUUUUGCCGCCGUGCUGGACAAGACCAGAGAAAGGGCAAUCUACAUGAAGCGUCAGGCUGCGGAGAAUGAGGAGGGGCUGCCGGUGUACACUUCCCCGUCAGAGGGCAGCUCGGUUUCAUCUGGAGGAGGAAGUGUCACGACGCCUGCAGAUGCCCCGCCUGGCUACGAAUCUUGA